Molecule: messenger RNA, 1195 nt
Organism: Heterobasidion irregulare TC 32-1
Lineage: Eukaryota; Fungi; Basidiomycota; Agaricomycetes; Russulales; Bondarzewiaceae
Exons: 8
Coding region: 221-1195 (324 amino acids)
Source: RefSeq, a predicted model, not a curated record
GUUCAGGUUGGUCCCUCAUAGCCACGAGGCAACUUGCGCUCUUCCAUGUCACACAGCGAUUAAGGCACUUGCUAAGGCAUUCUGGUGCGUCGAUUCGAUCGUCUACCUUGAGGCUGGUCCGAGGCGCAAGUUGAGGCAACCUCGAAACGUGGUUUGCACUGCGCAGGGUUUCCUCAAGCGUUACAUCACGAUAAAGUCUUCAAUCCCACCGCCUGACGGUAUGGCAAAAACACAAACUUGUCCACGAUGUAACAUAGUCGUCGCCAGAGCCAAUUUUAACAAGCAUUUGAAGGACAAUCAUCCCAUCAUGUGCAAGCGAUGUGGUCGUAAAUAUGCCUUGCAGGAACACUUGGACUCGCACUAUCGUGACGCAGAUGCUGAUAUUCAUCCAAAGUGCAAACCCUGCCAGCUAGGAUUCAAAGGACAAUCCGAAUUGGACGUUCACAAUAGUUCCACACACGCACGUCUUGUGACUCCGCCUGUCGCUGCGCCAUCGCCUAAAGUCCUUCCACCUUCCUUUUCUGGACCAUCAAAGCUCUCUUCCAGAGUGGAACCGGCCUUGAGCAAAGUCGGUUCAGUAAUCCGCGAAUCGGAGUCUCCGAUAACCCCCACUCCGCUUACAGUCCCACGAGAGGUUCUAGAGGUUCUGUCGGAGAGCAAGAAGCGUGCCGAGGACCAUCCACCGGUGUCUCCGCACACGGUUGAAGACCAAAUCGACGAUACCUACUCGGUAGUGUCAUAUCUCACGAGCCGCACCCCAUCCCCUCUUCCGCUGCGCGCGGAAUCAGAAAGGGCUCAAGACCAAUGGGCUGGCUUCGACGACUCAGCCCCCGGGUUAUCACUCGACGAUCCUGAUGCUCUUCUAUAUGAUAUCUCUCCGGAUACAAACAGGAGCAGGCAGGAUGAGCAACCCGGACAAGACAGUCAUUCAAACCAGCCGAAUGAUUCUGGCCACGCCUCGACUAGCUCGACUCUGCGUACUGACGAGCCGCGACAUGAGAAUGAAGACCAGCAAUUACCCCCCACCUCUCCACAUGUUGAAGCGAACAAACAAUCUUCGGCGGGUAGGGCUUCACCGGGAAGUCCAGUCGCCCCUGUAUCUAACCACGCCGAUCCUGCGGUGAGGUUCUGCCGCAGAGAUCCCUGCGUAGAGGUCACCGCAACUGUGUGCGGCCACAUCUUCUGUAACAAGUGA